AUGAGUCUUGAGACCAUUACGGAGCGCAUGGCGGGAGAUGUCGGGGCGGCUCCAGGCAGUUGGGUGUUGUCUCUGACGGUGGUGGCGGUGUUGCUGGCAGCGGCUGGCACACUGUUUCACCUGUGGAUGCAGACUCGUCGAUACGUGAAGCUGGGCAAUUUGAUCCCGGGACCGGUUGCGUAUCCACUCGUUGGUAACGCGAACAUGCUGCUCGGCAAAACGCACAAUCAAAUCAUGGAGAAAGCGAUGGAACUGAGCUACGUGUAUGGAACCGUGGCACGUGGAUGGCUCGGCUAUCAUUUGGUCGUGUUCCUUACCGAGCCGGCUGACGUCGAGAUCAUCCUGAACAGCUACGUGCACCUCGAGAAGUCGAACGAGUACCGCUUCUUCAAGCCAUGGCUCGGAGAUGGACUGCUGAUCAGCUCAGGUGACAAGUGGAAGUCGCACCGCAAGCUGAUCGCUCCUGCCUUCCACCAGAACGUGCUGAAGACGUUUAUCGAUGUGUUCAACGACAACAGCCUGGCGGUGGUUGAACGCAUGUCGAAGGAGGUGGGUAAGGUGUUCGAUUGCCACGAUUACAUGAGCGAAGUGACGGUUGAUAUCCUGCUCGAGACGGCGAUGGGUUCCACGAGGACUGGCGAGAAUAAGGAAGGCUUCGAGUAUGCCAUGGCUGUCAUGAAAAUGUGUGACAUCCUUCACAAGCGCCAGCUGAAGAUCCACCUGCGAUUGGACCCACUGUUCAACUUGACGGGUGUCAAGAAGGAACAGGAACGCCUGCUGCAGAUCAUCCACGGACUCACGCGCAAGGUAGUGCGUGAGAAGAAGCAGUUGUUCGAGCGCCAGCUUGCUGAAGGCAGGUUGCCAUCACCCUCACUUACGGAGAUCAUCGGCAAGGAGGAAAAGCCUGGUGAAGGUGGUCUCGGAGGUUCUCCUGCCUUCAUCUCGCAGGGUUCAAUGCUGCGGGAUGAUUUGGAUGACAACGAUGAGAACGACAUUGGUGAGAAGCGUCGACUAGCCUUCCUGGACCUCAUGAUUGAGACGGCCAACAACGGAGCUAACAUCAGUGAUGAAGAAAUCAAGGAGGAAGUGGACACGAUCAUGUUCGAAGGUCACGACACAACGGCGGCUGGGUCAAGCUUCGUACUGUGCCUUCUCGGUAUUCACCAGAAUGUGCAAGACCAGGUGUACGCGGAGUUGCGCCAAAUCUUCGGUGACUCGAAGCGUAAGGCCACAUUCGGUGACACGCUCGAGAUGAAGUACCUGGAACGAGUGAUCUUUGAGACACUGCGCAUGUUCCCACCGGUGCCGAUGAUCGCGCGUAAGAUCAACGAAGAUGUGCAGCUGGCAUCGAAGAACUACACCAUCCCGGCGGGUACAACGGUCGUCAUCGGUACGUACAAGAUCCACCGACGCGAGGAUCUCUAUCCACAUCCUGAAACCUUCAACCCGGACAACUUCCUGCCCGAACGCACCCAAAACCGGCACUACUACAGCUACAUCCCGUUCAGCGCGGGCCCGCGAAGCUGCGUUGGUAGAAAGUACGCCAUGCUCAAGCUGAAGGUUCUACUUUCGACCAUCCUGCGGCACUAUCGCGUGGUGUCGAACCUCACCGAGAAGGACUUCAAGUUGCAGGCGGACAUCAUCCUGAAGCGCACGGACGGGUUCCAGAUUCAGCUGGAGCCGAGGGCAUGAUAAGAGACGUCGCGGACGUCCCCAGACAGGCCUCGAUGGCGACGGCAGCAGAAGAACCGAAGACCCGAAAGGCAGACGCGUUAAAACGUUCCCCUGCCGGCCAGGCCAGGACGAGGCGAACGCUUGCUAACCAUAAUCUCACUGCGUUAAGAGCUCAGACUACAUGGAAAUAAACGAAAGCGAAUC
Molecule: messenger RNA, 1878 nt
Organism: Anopheles nili
Lineage: Eukaryota; Metazoa; Arthropoda; Insecta; Diptera; Culicidae
Product: cytochrome P450 4g15-like
Exons: 3
Coding region: 1-1692 (563 amino acids)
Molecular function (GO): monooxygenase activity; heme binding; iron ion binding
Source: RefSeq, a predicted model, not a curated record